AUCCAACAACUAUACAUCCUUAGAUAUAUUUAGAUAGACAUAUUUAGAUAGACAUAUUUUGUCAUCUGAUUCAACAACAAAAAACCUCACAAACAUAUUUUCCUAGUUCCGAUGUCGGCCUAAGUGAACAAUAUUUCGUACUAAAAUGGCGUCCGCUGAAAUGCCAAGGGUGAAGCUGGGGAGCCAAGGACUCGAGGUCUCCAGAUUGGGGUAUGGUUGUAUGGGGCUUACUGGGAUGUACAACGAUCCGGUUCCGGAGGAAGAAGGGAUAGCAAUUCUGAGGGAAGCUUUCAAUAAAGGGGUUACCUUUUUCGACACCUCCGACAUUUACGGCUCAGAUCAUUCUAACGAGUACCUUGUUGGGAAGGCAUUGAAGCAUAUGCCCAGAGAAAAAGUGCAACUAUCUACAAAGUUUGGUAUAUGCAAAGUUACUACUGAGGUUGAGGUGAAAGGAACCCCUGAAUAUGUUCGAUCCUGUUGUGAGGCUAGCCUGAAACGCCUUCAAAUUGAUUACAUCGAUAUCUACUUUAUACAUCGCAUUGACACUAAUGUGCCUAUUGAGGAAACUAUGGGAGAACUGAAGAAAUUAGUUGAAGAAGGUAAAAUAAAGUAUGUUGGCCUAUCCGAAGCUCACCCAGAGACAAUAAGGAGGGCACACGCUAUUCAUCCCAUCACUGCUCUCCAACACGAGUACUCCUUAUGGACACGUGACAUUGAGGAUGAAAUCGUACCUCUUUGCAGGGAACUGGGAAUUGGGAUUGUUUCAUUCUGCCCUGUUGGUCGUGGAUUGUUUGGUGGAAAGGCAGUUGUGGAGAGCUUGCCUGCUAACAGUACCUUGGACAAACAUCCCAGGUUUACUGCACAGAAUUUAGAAAAGAACAAAGGCAUAUAUUUUCGUCUAGAAGAAUUGGCAAAGAAACAUGGCUGCUCGCCUGCUCAACUUGCUCUUGCAUGGAUUCUCCAUCAGGGUGAUGACUUUGUUCCCAUUCCUGGAACAACUAAGUUGAAAAACCUUCAUGAUAACAUUGGUUCGGUGAAGGUGAAGCUUACUGCUGAAGAAGUGAAAGAGAUCUCAGAUGCAGUGUCCAUCACUGAAGUGGCUGGCCAAAGAAUAGGAGAUCUGUAUUAUAAGACAUCAUAUCUGUAUGCUAUUACCCCACCAUUGAAGCACUAGACUCACAAUGGCCAAGAAACGUGGAGCCUCAAAGGGUCAUACAUCAAUGCAUUAUUAUCUAAUGUUCUCUAUGCUGCUCUCUCAUUAUUGUAUUAUUGAGGAUAGGGUUAUACAAUGUUGUGUGUGAUCCUUAAUGUUAUGUAUGUAGUAUGAAUAAUCCCAAAUUAACUCCAUCCGCUGUCUUAGUUUUCAUCUCUUGUAAAAAUGUGAAGAAUAGAACAUUUAUUUAUAGAAUUAUUAAGACUUCAGGUAUCUUUAAGGGCUAACUAAUUGAUUGGGGGAUUUUGGAAGAGAGGUAACCGGAGGAUCUAAAAGACAGCAUGAGUGGUCCAAAAUUUUAUACUGCAUAUUUGAAUUUUAGCUUUAUAUUUGAUCAAUGCGGGGUUACGUGA
Messenger RNA from Cuscuta epithymum, 1566 nucleotides. NCBI's taxonomy places the organism in Eukaryota, Viridiplantae, Streptophyta, Magnoliopsida, Solanales, Convolvulaceae. The record is from the annotation of a GenBank genome assembly.